CUGCCGCGAAGUCAGACCCCGUCCGGCUUCGGGAGGCGGCCGGAUCCCGGCGCUGGCCCGGGAGGAAGCGAGUCGGUGGCCCUCGGGGCAGGGCAGCGGCCUUUCCUCCCGGGGGAGCGCGGGGACCGCCGAGGGCGGCUGCGCUGCUCCUUCCUGUCCCCCCGGCUCGCGCGACGCGCCCCCGGCGCUCCCGGGCUGCCCCGCCGUCCCGCCCCCGGCGGGUUCAAAAGGACGCGCGGCGCGGGCCGGUCGCGGCACCAGUCCGACUGGUCAGGUGAGCACGCGGAGCCGGGCACCUGGAGCCGCCGCCGCGUCCGCCAGCGCCCGUCGUCCUGCGCCCCGGCCGCCGACGGAGCGCCGCGAGCCGGCUAGUUCGGGUCCGCUUCCCCGUCGCGGUGCUCAUCACUAGGGGCAAUGACUGGCCUCCCACCCACUCCUUCUCCCGGAGAAGAACUGAUGACCACCCCAAUUCUGCAGCCCACUAAGGCUCUAUCCCCAGAAGCUGAAGCCAGCACAGCACUUAUUGCAGUUGUUAUCACCGUGGUCUUCCUCACCCUGAUCUCAGUCGUGACCUUGAUCUUCUUUUACCUGUACAAGAACAAAGGCAGCUACGUCACCUAUGAACCUGCAGAAGGCGAACCCAGCGCCAUCCUCCAAAUGGAGAGUGACUCAGCCAAGGGCAGGGAGAAGGAGGAGUAUUUCAUCUGACAGUUUCCAGGCACCACGAAGGGCAUCCAAUCUUCCGUGCUAACACAGUUUAUUAGGUUAAGAUCUAAUCUGAAAUCAGUGAGCAGCACUGAUUGAUUGAUUAUAGGCGAACCUGGGCUCCUUCCAGGACACAGCCCAAAUGCCACCAUCACUGACACCAGAGGAAGGGACAUGGGGAAAGCUAGCGAUGAUGUCUCUCACCGGGCCUUUGUAAUGCAGCUGGUGGCCCAACAAAGUGGAGACAUGCCGGCUACAUUUAAGUAUGUGCUGCUUACAUAUCAGAGGCAGAGAGGGCCACUGGCUGCUCCUCUGUCCCCUGCCUUGUCACCUAAUGAUAACCCCAGCGGAUAGUGUCCGAAGUUCUUCCCGAAGACUGGAUACUGCAGUGAAAGGCUCAGCCAGGAGGGCAGGAUGGUCUCCAAGACUGUGGAGGACUUGCCUCCAGAUGCAGGUGCUCCGUUCCUUCAUCUGAGCCUUUCCUUCCUGUAUUCCCUCACAGCCUCAAUCAUGUUAUUUUUUAUCAAAAUUAAAUUUUUAAUUGAUAUAGAAAGCAGACUUUAUGUACAAAACUUAAUAACCUUUAUCAUUGCAAGUUGCUUUUUGACAUUUUCCUUCUGAAAUGAAGACCUUUGUAAAUGCUCUCUACUGCAAAGCUUGAUCCACAGGUCUCUGGAAAUAUACCUGGGAGCAAGGCUUCAGCCUCCAUCCUGGCAAGGCCAGAAUUCUGUAUUCCUUUAGCACCACCCGGCAAGUACAAAUGGUGCUCAGGGGCCACAUGGGUGACACCCAACAGUGGAAGGGAUGUCGUACCUUUAGUCCAGCCCUAGGCUUCAUGGA
This is a messenger RNA of Sorex araneus (European shrew), 1545 nucleotides long. It is a transcript of the gene SMAGP, whose product is annotated as small cell adhesion glycoprotein. The transcript has 4 exons. The record is from RefSeq and is a predicted model, not a curated record. Bases 415 to 708 code for a protein of 97 amino acids. Lineage: Eukaryota; Metazoa; Chordata; Mammalia; Eulipotyphla; Soricidae.